Schistosoma bovis is the source of this 3126-nucleotide messenger RNA. NCBI's taxonomy places the organism in Eukaryota, Metazoa, Platyhelminthes, Trematoda, Strigeidida, Schistosomatidae. The record is from the annotation of a GenBank genome assembly.
AGUCAAGACGCGGGGUAAUAUAUUGAUUUGAAUGUGUCUCGAUGACUAGCCAGUAUACUGGAUUUAAGGUUGAGUUGACGUCAUCUCAACUUGGGAAAAUUGUUGGUGUUGUCUCAAAUGUUAGCGAAAAUAAGAUCAGCCUUACCAAUGCAGUGAUCAACAAUUAUCCUCCUACUAUCCCUUCGUUUGCUGUUGAGAGUAGAUUCAUCCAAAAUAUUCGCAUUCUUUCAACUGCAAGUGACGGUGAAUCCUCAGGUAGUGAUACACCGGUUAAAUGCCCAAAUAAGUCCUCUAAUUCUUCACGCGAACAACGUCGAGAAUGGUUAAGAAACAUUCCCAACGCUUGCAGUGUUUAUGUAUGUCCUGACUCACCGCCUAUCAUUCAUAAGACAGCUGGUGCGCCAGGAUCUGGUAGUAACAUUAAUGAUAUUAAUAACGGUUUUGGACACUCAAACGAUUUACAACUGUUAGACAAUGCAUUGGGGAAAGCUUCCAUUCGCGAACCAAAUGACUUAAGUCCAGCUCGUAAGUAUGGUGUUAAUAACCACCGUCAUUCCAAACGCCGCAGUUACUCAACGUCAGAAACAACUGGCGCGACAAGUGAUAUAUCUGGUGCCGAAAGUGAUUCGUUCCAUCGUCAUACGAAUUCAGGAUCAAGAGGUCAGUUCAACUGUGGAGGCAGUGGCAGUACUAAUCGUCAUGCUCAAAAUCGCGGUCAUCCACGUGAUAAUAACAAUAAUAAUAGUCACAAUCAUCGGAAUGGAGGGAACACUGGACUAAAUGGAGGUGGUAGCGGCGGUCAAAGAAAUUUAGCAGAUUGGGAUCGGAUCUGUGUUGAAGAAUUUAUCGAUGAAGAUUUUGAUUUUGAAGGAAACUUAGCUUUAUUUAAUAAGAGUGCAUUCUAUGAAAUGGUUGAUUCACGCGAAGGUCAUUCAAUAACAAAUACUUCUGACAUGAAUAAUUCUUCCGUUUCUUCUUCUCUACCACAUUUCAUUGAAGGCCCAGAUGGUGUUGGAAUUCCGCUAUUCACUACUCCAACUCAAUCAUCUAAUUUAAUAACAACUAUGACAGCUUCAACUAGAACAACACUGACUAUCACAUCCUCUGGUAGUCAUUAUGAAGAUAAGCAUAAAAUAAACAAUACACAAAUAACUACUUCCAAUAAUAAAUCUAUUAAUCAACAUAAUCCUACUAGUUCAGUAGUAGCUACAUCGUCACCAUCAUCACCACCACUAGCAGCAGCAGUAACAGUUCAUUCAGAAGGAAAUAAUUUCAAUGUUAAUGUUAAUAAUAAACAAUAUUAUAUAAAUUCUAUAAAACAACGUAAUAAUCAAUACUGGUAUACAUGUACAGGACAACGUGUACCAAUAUUUCCAUUAGAACAACGUCAACGUUUAUUUAAUUAUUUAACUACAGGAUUAAAUUUAGAUACUCAAAUAAGUAAUAAAUUUCAAGGUAUUACAUGGGGUCGAUUUAUUGAAUCUGCUACUCGUCCUCUAAUUGAUAAUAUUAUGAUACAUUUACGUCAAUUAAAUAGAACACCUCAAAGGAUUAUUCAUAGACCUCCGGCUCGCAUUCUAAUCAUAUCAAAUGGAUCUAAUCAUUUAGGUGCAGUAUUGUCGUUGAAUAUAGCUCGAUAUUUAUCUACACUUGGAGCUUGUGUUCUAUUAGUCACUCCAUCUAUGUAUUGUGCUAAAACUAAUAUUAAUAAUUCAGUGAAUGACACUACUACUGCUACUUCCGAAGAUGUUAGUGAUGAAUAUCCUACUGAUAAUUCCAUAAUGUCUACUAUCUAUCGACAGGAAUUACACUUACUUAUGAAUUUAGCACCAAAACCAAAUCAGUAUGGACUAGAUGAUCUUGAUGAUGAAGAAGAUGAUGAAUUAGACCAAUACAGUGAUGAUGGGCGGGGAACAGAUAACGAAAAUAAUCAUGAUGAUCUUAAGAACAAUAAACAAAUACCUGGACUCUAUACAUUUAAUAAUAAUGAUAAUGGGAGUCAUACAAUUGAUGAUAAUAGUAUCAGUAUUGGUUCAUCUUCUGCGAAUAUUCGUGAACAUAAUGAUGUUGACUUUGAUAAUAUGAGUUGUCUCAAUUAUUCCGAUAUCAGUAGUAUUGUCGAUCAUAGUUCAGUUGGACGUAUAUGGAUGAGUCGUAUGCCUGGACUGAAAAUUAUACGUCGUCCAAAUUCUGUUACCAAACUGCCAAGUAGUAUACGCAUUGACCUAGUGAUAAUUGGUCAUUCAGAUGACAGUAAUACUGUAAAUAAAGACAACUCAUCAUUAUCAUCAAAUACAAAUUUAUUGUUUAAUUGGUUGCGCAAUCACAAUUCCAUUGGUGGCAUUAUUCAUUUAACACCUUCCCAGUCCAUUGUUGAUUCUAAUAUUCUGUUAAGAAAUGCCCAACACUUUGUUUGGGUGACUGAAUUGGGCUUACCAAUACUGACACCACAAGGUCAUUUAACGUCAUCAUCUUCAACAACAACGCCUACAGUGUCUAUCCCUCCAACUGAAGCCACAUUGAAUAGUAGUGGUACAUCAACCAACACAACCACUUCAUUAACUCACUUGUUAAUUGAUGUUGGACUUGGUCGAAAUAUUGUCCGGAAAUUAACUGGUGAUUUAAAUCUCCUACCACCAUAUGGUCUAUUCGAUCUGGGUUCCAUGAUUCCUUUACGACCAGAACAACUGAACUCAGUACAACAACAACAAAUAUCACGAUAAUUACUUUGAUUUAAACGUUGUGUGGACGCAAAUCGUUCACAUUUUGUAAUUAAUUUUCAUGAAAGAAGAUCUAGUUGACUUUUUGUUUUUUACUCUGCCUCGAUAUUUUGUAUAUAACAGUUGCAAUGUUUCUAUCAUUUACUUAAUCACAUAGUCUUUUAAUUUCUUCUCCUCUCUAGUUGUUCUGUUUUCUAAUUGAGAAUAUAUACACUAGGAUAGCCUAGUGUAUUUUGAUUUCGUUUCAAUGUAUGUUUUUGACUUCGUUGUCAUGUUUUGUAUUGUAUUAAUCUACAGUUUCCUUGUUAUCUUACUUAACAGUCUAUAUGAUUUGUUCUUUCUUGUUCCGUAAGGCAUAGAUAGCAUGACGUUAUUCUGUGGAAAUAUAAAAAAUGAUUAGUAAUGU